Diorhabda carinulata is the source of this 13999-nucleotide messenger RNA. RefSeq names its product tyrosine-protein phosphatase non-receptor type 9 (gene Ptpmeg2). The record is from RefSeq and is a predicted model, not a curated record. Bases 353 to 2230 code for a protein of 625 amino acids. Gene Ontology annotation, biological process: protein dephosphorylation. Gene Ontology annotation, molecular function: protein tyrosine phosphatase activity. The transcript is spliced from 9 exons. Lineage: Eukaryota; Metazoa; Arthropoda; Insecta; Coleoptera; Chrysomelidae.
AAAAAUACCUACAAGAAGCUAACUGUAAUUAUAUUCCUUUCCAAAAAACACUCUUCCAAUAUAAAAGUGAUUAGGAAAAAAUUGUCAAAAUUGUCCAACGAAACUAAGGCAACACCAUAUACCAUUGGUUUUGAUUAAAAAUGCAACAUUAUCAACAUUUAUUAGUUUUCAUUAUUGUGCUUCGGUAGACGUAAGUUUAGACAUAAUAUGGUAUGAAAUAACUAGUUUGGAUUUGCAGUCAGAAAUCAUAGACAUAAAGAAAAGUAGGGACUAAACAGAUGCAUACAGAUAAAUAAAAAAUUGUUGAGUUGAAUGUGGAAGCUGUGGGCAAAUUCAUAAUUCUUCUAGAAAUAUGGCUGCAAAUUUAACACCCGAUCAAGAAAACGCGACAAAAGAGUUUCUCGAAAAAGUAAAUGCCAAAUAUCGACGAAAAAUCGGUCCAAUAUCGUGGUCUACAGCAGUGAGAUUUUUGUUCGCUCGUAAAUUCGACGUUGCCAGAGCUCUUGCUUUAUUUGAUCAACAUGAGAUAACUAGACAACGUGAAGGCCUAACGAAUUUUGAUCCCAAGAAUGAACCACUCAAAUCUGAAUUGCUCACAGGAAAAUUUACAAUAUUGCCGAAGCGAGACUCGGCCGAUGCCGCCAUAGCUGUGUUCACUGCUCAUAAGCAUUUACCCUCAAACAGUACGCACCAAACGACUUUACAGGGUGUUGUAUAUCAACUGGAUUGUGCCUUGAAAAAUUCAAUGACCCAAAAGGCUGGUAUUGUUUUCAUUUACGAUAUGUCGAAUUCUAAAUACUCGAAUUUCGAUUAUGAUUUAUCACAAAAAAUAUUAACUCUUUUGAAGGGUGGCUAUCCUGCCAAAUUAAAAAAGGUGCUAAUCGUUACUGCACCUCUAUGGUUUAAAGCGCCAUUUAAAAUUCUUCGAUUAUUUGUUAGAGAAAAGUUACGGGAGAGGGUAUACACAGUAUCAGUGGCUCAAUUGUCGAGUCAUAUCCCUAGGGAAUCUCUACCCACCCAACUGGGAGGCUCCCUAGUCCUGGACCAUAAUGGAUGGCUGUCGCACUGUGUACUGUCAAUGACUAGUACCAGACCAGAAUCACCGAUUUCAAAUUAUGAAGGUAAAACGCCGUCGCCCCAGAAACGUACAUCUGCCCCAAGCGACAUUGAUAUAUCUGGAUCUGGAAACGGCGUCGAUAGUUGGGCCGAAGAAGCGAACCUGAAUCCUCCAAGUAGCGCUUCCAGUGGUUUCUCUGAUGAUGAUUCUCUUCAUGGAGAUGGAGCCGCUCUGACGGCGAUGCAAUUAGUUGAUUACGUUAGAGAUAGAGGACGAUCUGGCUUGAUGCAGGAGUACGCCGAAAUCAGGUCUAGACCUCCCGAUGGAACGUUCAACAUAGCCAAAUUAAAAAAUAAUUUACCCAAAAACAGAUAUACCGAUGUGCUGUGCUACGACCAUAGUCGAGUUAUUCUUUCCGAAUUGGAUAAUGAUAAAGAUAGCGAUUAUAUUCAUGCCAAUUUCGUAGAUGGGUAUAAGCAAAAAAAUGCCUUUAUCAAUACGCAAGGGCCCUUGGCAAAAACAACUCCAGACUUCUGGCGUAUGAUAUGGGAGCAACACGCGUUGCUUAUAGUAAUGACAACUAGAGCCAUGGAAAGGGGGAGGCCGAAAUGUCAUCAAUACUGGGAACCUGAAGUGGGAGGAGAAGUUACCUACGGACAAUUUCUGAUUAAAACUGAGGCUGUAGAAACUGAUAAGGACUAUACCGUAACCACUAUAAAUUUAACAAACAUAAAAACCGAGGAAACUCGUGAAGUUUCUCAUUGGCAAUUCACUUCUUGGCCGGAUUAUGGAGUUCCUCAUUCGGCAAAAGCCAUGUUGGAAUUUUUGGAACGUGUAAGAAGAAAACAGGCCAGUAUGGUAGUUUCUUUAGGUGAUACUUGGGCAGGUCACCCUAGAGGACCGCCUAUUGUUGUGCAUUGCAGUGCAGGUAUUGGCCGUACAGGUACAUUCUGCACUCUAGACAUUUGUAUCUCCAGAUUGGAAGAUGUAAAUACUGCUGAUAUCCGAGGUACAGUAGAGCGGAUAAGAUCACAACGAGCCUAUUCCAUCCAAAUGCCUGACCAGUACAUAUUUUGUCAUUUGGCUCUUAUAGAAUAUGCACUUAUGAAAGGCCAUCUUCAAACGGCCGAUCUCACUGGUUUCGACCAAACCGCCGAAGAGGAUUCCGAUUAAGAAAACGAAGGAUGAGAACAGAAUUUAGGUGUACAUUUUCUUUAACUUUUUCAAUGGACCAUGCACCUGGUUACUUUCCACUAAUUUGUAAUUGACAAGAAAAGUUGAAGAUUUUAUUUGGUGGCUUUUUUUAUCCAGCCACUUAGAUUGUUAUUAGAGAAAAAUCCUGGAUUUCUGCCAGUUAUUAUUUAUUAAUCCUACAUGUAGUUAUUAGAAUUUUAAAAAAAUAUUUAAAGUUAAUGGUCGGUUAAUUUUCGUUUAUCUAGAAACUAAAGUACAAUAGAAAUAUGUUAUAAAAUUGAAAAUAUUGUCGUUUUAUAAUUAGUGCUUUCAAAUGGACCUAAAAAAAUGAAUGAACAUGAAAAUAAGUUUUAGCUAAAAACUGUAAGUCUCCCAAUGAAUAUCGCAACAUGUAUGGCACAGAGGGGUGAAAUUUGCUUCAUUAUGUAACGCGAAAACUUUGGAUAUUAUUCUGUUGAAAGGUGACGAAAAUUUUUUUUUCAAAUCUCAUUAAAAUCUCAGAUUCUUUAACUCAUUUAUCAAACUAAAAGCUUGGUUUUUAUGAUAGUGUUGUUACUGGCUACUGCCCACAGCAGGGAUGGGCAAAUACUUUUAAGCCCGGGCCAAAAUGAAUUUUUUUUUUUUUUGAUAAAAACACUAUAAGUAUCAUUUUAAAGGAUUCGGACAGAAAAAUUUGACAAUUAAUAAAAGAUAAUAGUAAUAAUAAAUUGUCUUACUUAGGUGUAUAUGCGACAAAUUUGUGCCCAGUUAAAUAUGUUACGUAAUUUUUGAAGAAAUAUGAUCAAUUAUAUUAAAUUAAUGGUUAUUAGAUGAAUUAGUUGAUGAAAGAUUUUAUUUUGAUGUUUAUUCAUAUCUUAAAGAUACAAAUUGUUUUAUUUUGAUCAUAGUUAUUACAUUUUUAUAUUUUAAUAACAUUUUGUAAUUGUAAUAGUGAAAAGAAUUAAAAAAAGAAAAUAACAAAGAUGAAACGUUGAAAAAGAAUAGUUUUAGUUAAUGCGAAACGUGAAAUCUCGAAUAUUAUUUCUUCAAAAUUUGGAUCGAAAUCACUUGUAGAAAUCCUUAAUACCGAGUGUAAAUUUUCUUCAAUAAUUUGUAAGCGAUAUUUAUUUUUCGUAGAAAUCAUUAACAAAAAAUACACUGCCGACAGAAAAUUUCUGGAAAAGAUUAAAAUUUAUUAAAACAAUGAAGUAAUGCUACAAAACAAGAAAAUUUACUUACCUUCAAAGUAAUAUAAUUAUGUGGCGUCAAUGAAUACAUAAAAUAGGCAAUCUUCGGAAGUCCUCAAGAACAGCUCCGAUUUUGAUGUUUUUUUUUUAAGUUUGUUUUUUUAUAUUCUUUAAAAUCAGAAACCUCUUGGAGUGGAGACGGAACUACUUAUCUUGUUUAAACAAUAUCUGUGAUAUUUAUGCACAAAAAAAUUUCUACUAUACAAUAUCAUACUUGUAAAUAUAUUUUAUGAAUGUUAUAAACAAUUACCUAUAAGUUUGUUCUGUGUAGUAAUGACAUGGAAUUAAUUUGUGGACCAAAAUAUAAAUUUUUUAUUGACCAUAGAAAAUUCAUUAUUUUAUAUAUAAAACAAGUACAUUUAAUUUUCAUUCUCAUUUCGCGUUUCGGAGACUUCUUCAUCUUCUUCAAGUGGUGGGUGGUACUGCAGUCAUUUCCACUGAACUGCAUCCUGUUUUGCAAGAGCAAAAUAUCAAUUUUAAAACGUUGUUAGGUGCUGUAGGUUGUGUCAUUUUGAUCUGUUUUAAAUAAUUCACAGUUGAAAUUUUUGCAAAAUACAUAUCAGAUCUUCUAGCAUUAUGGUUUUGUUUGUAUGCUUUAAAAUCUUCUUUACUUAGCUCUUGUGAUAAUCUACUCAUUUUUUGUAAAUAAAUUUCACUACAUUUCGCAUAAGGAAAGUGUCUUGCAGCAUGGAAAAAUCGUAUCAUUAACUCUGCAGUUUUUAAAUGUAAGUCCCAAUCUCCCAUCCUCUCUGCAGCUAUAAGAACUUUGAAAAGUGAUACCAUAUGGAAGUACGUAAUCCACAAUUUACAUGUCUUUCCCCUUUAUUCAAAUUCAAGUAUUUUAUUUUCUAUCUCAUUAUAAUUAAAAGAAUAAAAUAGUGAAGAAUCUUUAAAACCUUUUCAUUAUUUUUCAGCUCUUCAAAAAUGAUUUUUGAAAGUGCUUACUGUACUAAACUGUGAGCACGCAUGGCUCUUGAAUAAUUAUGUCCUGAUAACAUUGCCGAGGUUGUAUUAAAUUCUCCGGGGUUAUAAUACUAAUUCCUCCAAGAUUAUGGAAAGUUCCUGUACCAGUCAAAGUUGCGGUAUUAAAAUCUGCAUUGUCAAAAAUGGACAAAUGGAUUAUUAUUUAGUACAGCAGAAUCUUGAUAAAGUGCUGAAGCUUCAUAUAAUUGUACUUCAUGAUGAGAUGAACAGAAACCUAAAGCAUGACAUAGUUUAUGACUUUUCUGGAGUCAAAUUUUCUGUGUAAUGUUACAUUCAAGCCAAUUUGAAGGGGUGAUAAAAAAUAACGUGGUUUCACACCAGACAAUUGCUUGUGCGAUUGAUGUUUUUUUGUCAAGUUUAUUAUCAGACCUUGAAUUCUUUCAUCAGGUAGGGACUACCUAAGCAACAAAAAGGUCAAUUUCCUAUUGUACAAAUAGUACCUAUACCUCACAAAGCUUUCUAAUGCAAAAUUAAAUAUUAUAUACAUAUAUAUAUAUAUAUUAUAUAUUAUUGAUAUAUUAAGAAAAAUAUACUAAAGAUAUUUUCGUCCACAUAUGUGUAAGCAAAAAGAAGUAUUUGUAGCGUAUGCAGGUAACACAUGUUUAUUUUAUUUUAAUAUUAAAUUAUUGUUAAAAACUUUUUUGUAACAACUAUUUGUUACAAUAAGAUUAAUAUAUGGAGAUUUUUUACAAAAAAAUAGAGACCAAACUGAAUUUUUCAUAUAAGUGUCAUUGAUAUUGUUUAAACAAUAUAAAUAGUUCCGUCCCCGCUUUAAGAGGUUUUUGAUUUCAAAUAUAAAAAAAAAAUUAAAAAAAAAUUCAUCAAAAUCGUAGCUAUUCUUGAGGACUUCAGAAGCAAAGCUUCAUUGACGCGACUAUAAGGAUGACGAUUUUAUUUUGUUUUCCACAAACAGGGACAGGGACGAAAGACACAGUUCGUAAACGAACAUAGUGUUUUCGUUAUAGAUCAAGUUAACGUGUUUAUGUAUCAUAUUUCAAUUAAAAAAUAAACAAAAAGCUUGUCCAGAAACUUUCCAGCCACCAUAGAAAACACUCGUUUUAGUGAAAAUUUUCUUUGAAGAAGAUACCAGAAUCCUAGGAAUAGUAGACUGGAGAGCAAAAUUCAAAAGCAGAAAAGAAUGAAGAAAACUGACAAACGAGGUCAGAAUCUACAAAAAAUUACAACAAGGGAAUAAUCCACCCCAAUAAAGGGAUAUGUAGACGCCCCAAGCGUUAGCCAUAAUCCAAGAGAUUAAACAGCAUGAUGAUGAUAUUAUAAUUUCAUUAGUCACUUCAAGAUCACCAAUUUUUGAAUAUUUAUUGAUAAGUUCCAUAAAAAACUUAUUAAAUAUUACUCUAGCAAAACAGGGCACUAACUAUCAUAGAGCUGUUUAUCUGAUCUGAUUUUUAUUGUUUUAUUUAAAAAGAUACAGAAAUCCCGGAUUUUACUUGAAAGAUUCUAACAUAUCGCUUAACUGUAAUUUCAUAUAUUUUAGUAUAUUUCAUUCAAGACGAUGUAAAUUUCAUAUUCAUUUUAUAUGUGUAAUCAGUAUAUGAUUCACAUCUUGAAGAAAUAUAUCAAGAAUAUAAGAAAGCAGUGCAGCGUUAUUCUAGCGCAAAAGUUUUUUCCCAAUAAUUCUGAUGAGUCGUUCCAUCUAAAAAAAUCACUGUUUUUCAUAAUUGAACUUAGCAUUCUCACAUAUUAAAGUGUUUAUUCAUUUGAACACACUGUUUACACUACCACUACACCAACACUCAUAAUUCACUGUCUUCCAAUACUGAAGGUAAACAGUUUAUCUUCAGUCUUUGAAGACGAUAAUUUGUUUAUCGAAACGCUAAUAUCAGACAGUGUAAUUUUUUAUUAUUGGUGAAGUGGUAGCGUAAACAGUGUGUUCAGUACGAAUAUCACCAAUGUUUCCAGAUAUUUCAACUUAGUUGCUUCUUCAUUUGAUUAGUAAUGAUUAUUCACUUAUAUUAUCUACCGACAUCUGUAGAUCAAUAGGGUGUUAGGAAGAAAGCUAAUAAUGUAAAAAAUUACAUUGUAUAUGUUAAAUUUACUUGAUAAUCAAUAAAACCCAUCCUAUUUAUGCUAAUUUUAAAUUAUAGUUAAACCAUAAAUGAUUGACAGUUUAUAAUUUAUUCAACAGGGCUUGGUAUGUAGAAAAAAAAUCUCAUGGUCAAUUCCUUCCUACCAGGUCCUUGAGGGUCGUUUCUAUUUAGCGGUUAAUAUAUCAAUGCUUUCUUCGGCCACCUGUUCUACUCCAUCCUCAUCACAUAUCCGUACCAGAGCAGUUGCUUAGUCUGUAUUCUCUCUGAAGUCGUAUAUCUCUGUUCUUGAUAUUUUGCACGAUCUUCUCAAGUAGUCUAUUUCCACAUCUCCUAUCUAUCCAUCAGUUGCCAGCACUCUCAUCCACAUCUUUGUGCUUAACUUACUUUUUUCUGACCAAAAAUUUUAGUAGCUUUUUUCUUUGUGUUACACUCACUAUUCACAUAACAUUAUUUACCAUAAAAUUUUUCAGUUUUAUAGCACUAAUAGUGCAAUAUAAAAGAUUUUAGAAUUUUUUGAGUUAUGACAUUAUUUCAGCGGAGGUGCGAUAUGUAAUAUACAUUAUUUUGUAUUUAUUUUCAGAAUUUGAUGAACCUUUAAUACAAAUAUAACGAAAUAGUUUUGUUAACCAAUAAUUCUAACGAUUAUUUUUAACAAUAAACUAAAAGUUAAUAGUUUACCUGUUUACAAAACUAUUUCCAAAGCUGACGUUCGAAAACUAUAUACCUGGAUCAGUUUUAUACAUACAUACAUACGAAAUAAUCGGGUGGAAAUAUAUCGAACGAAUAAAUAAAAAAAUAACUCAGUACCUAUAUAUUUUUUAUGUUAUCGAGAAAUAUUUAAAAGUCAGAAUAGUGGUGUAAUUUAUACUGUGAAUAGUACAAAGUGUUGACUUAUUUUGCCUGGAAUAUAUUUUUUAUUCGAUACAUUUCAUACACUUGACCUUAUUAUUUUUCUACGACUUUUGUUUCGUUAAUUGAAACAUUAUUUUGUAUAUUGAAUUUUAUAUCAUUUACAAAAUUGGGAUAGUCUUUAAUGCGGAGACCAUAGUAAAUGUAAACUUUAUUUUUGCUACAAACAGGGGCGACCUAAAUAGAAUUAAAUAAAUUAAUAGAAGACUAUUAAGUUGUGCAUAUUUAUUCUAUAUAAUUCUAAUCUACUAUUUAUUCAUCCUUGUUGAUUGAUGGAGAGGUAAACAUUAGAAUAACGUAUAAGAAAAUUCUAUAUCCUUUAGUAAACUAGAACAUUUUUAUUAUAAAUUCUGUUUUACAUGUUCUAUUAUACAACACAAUUUUUAAACACUGGAGAAAAUGGUGUGUUAAAAUCACGAACCCAUAAGGCUCAAAAUUGAUGUGUUUCGGUCGUCGGAUAAUAUCAUCCGUAUAGUAAUUUGCUACAUAAUCUUCUCAUUAAAAUAAAAACAAAUUAUGUUAUUACCACAAACCCUGUAGGCUAAAAAAUGACAUAUUUAGGUAGUUAGCAAAAGCGUCACUUUCGUAAUGCGCGGUAUAAAUAUUCGUGGUAAACGGGUCAAAAGGAUUUUAAAGUGUUAUAAGUCGACUUCAUUGAUAGCCCAGAGAUUAUUUGUUUGUAAUUACUUUGUUGGUAAUAUGUAUAUUGUUAUAAUUUUGAAGUUUUGUUAAACUUUUUUUUGGCGCCUCUGAUUGUAAGCAAAGAUUCGAAUGAUUUCAAAAUGUGUGUCGUGCGUUUUUUACAUAGUUAAAUGAUAAUAAUUCAGUAUAGAAUAAUUUCAAUUCGUGGAAAAAUAUACCAGAAAAGAAAUACUAGUUUUUUCAUUUUUGGAUACAAAUAUUUUGUUUUUCAACAUUCAAUUACUAAGUAUUCCACUUGUUUAUAUAUAAAGAUAGAUUAAUAAGAUCGUUGUUAUUCAAGUUCCUGUGAAAUGUGAUUUUGUUUUCAUUUGAAAUCCAAAUUUAAUACCAGUGGAAAGGAAAAGUAUAAAUAUAAGAUAAUAAACGAAAAUAACCUAUAAGAGAAACCAUCCAAUUUAAUCGGGAAGUUAACAUCCUUGUACCAAAUGGAGACAAAAUCGUAAUACAAAAAUUUAUUCUACUAUGUAUAAAUAUUCCACGAGCCAACGGUUUUUUAAAUUUGUAAAUAAUUGUUUUGAAAAUGUGAUCGAGAAACGUGUUUUGUGGUUAGUACGUGAUUCAGUUAAUAGUAUUGUUUAAAGCUAUUUUUCUAGGAUAUUCACUCUAGAUUAUUCAUUAGAAUAUUUUUAAAUCAAUUUCCAACAUAUCUUCCUACCUGUGGGUCUGUUUUUCAUUCAUAAAUUUUAACAGAAAGAAUGCGCAAAGUAAAAAAAAAUGAAAGCAACGACCGAUUAACGGAUACCGUCCUUUAAUGUAUAAAAUUGUUUAGGAUUGGAAAACACCGAUUUUAUACGACAGAUACAGGAAACAAUGUCUUUAAAACAUUAUUUUCUAUACUAGUAUGUUUUAUAAUCUAUUCUUUUUCUUUUCUAUUUAGAUGAACACGAACAAUUUCAAAACAUUAGGUUUUAAAAUAAGUUUUUUUUAAUAAUUUUUGCGAGAAAGAUAAAAUUUAACAAAAUAUUUAGAUAAGAAAAGUUGAAACGUCAAAAUAUUUUGAUAGAGGAACGUUGCCUAAUUUUAGAUACUUUUUUUAGUUGCGUUUUUUCCUAAGAAAAGAAUAUUUUGUAAUUAUUCUUCUAUGUUUAAAAUGUCGUGUUGCCUUAUGAAAAAACGUGGUUGAUGCAAACUAAAAUAUUUAUUUCAUAUUUGAACAACGAGAAAAAUUGGUUAAAUUAAAGAAUGACACUUUUCCAAAUUAAAAAAAAGGUUCCCAAAAUUUGUUACCCUAUUUAAAAUUAGGAACCUAUUUUUCUAUAUCUAUGGUCCUAGACCAUAAUAUCUUCUAUCCAUUUCCAAACAUUACUGUACCAAGUCUUCUUCUAUUUCAGCCGGUAAUACUGGUUUGCGACCCAUUCGUUAUAUUUUAUAAAUAAAUUUUAUCUUCCAAAAAUUAUUAAAAACACUAAUUUUAAAAUAGAAGAGGCUUAAAAUCAAGAACAUUUGGAUACAUUAUUAUAUCAAAAGGUCUAAGUAUAUAAGAAAUUAAAGAAAUAUUAUUAUGAUAUGCUUACAUAUCUGUACAUCAUUUCUAAAUACUCCAAUUCACAUUUUUAUUUAACAGACAAUUUUUUUGAAAAUGGAAUUUUUUCUAUAUCAUCUAUACCUCGGUUUUUCUCACCUUAUUUAUUUCUAUGUAGUAUCGUUAUAACACGGCUUCAAAAAACUAUGAUUUGUGAUAUCUAUGUUACGUCCAAACAUCGAGAACGAUUAUUGAGCGAAAAAAAUAACCGCAAUGCGUUCUGGACGCUACCGAAACACCAGAUACUAAAAUGACAUAAUUUUCCGUUUUGUGUUCUUUCUUUAUGAACUCGACGCUUCCUGGAUGAUUCAGUAAGAUUAUAAGUUAAGUAACAAAUUCAUUAAAAAAAAAUUCCGAAAGGUUCAAAUUGUUGCGCUACUUGAUCAAUCCAUUUAUGGAAACGUUUUCCAACGGAGAGGGAGGUGCGGUGAAGCAUGUCAAGCUGCCCACUAAGAGUUUCAAAUUCUUCUUCAAUUGCAGUUCAGAGGUCGGGAAGGGUGCGUAAUCCUCUUGUAAAAACGUGGUUCUUCAAAAAGCCCCACAAGAAGAAAUAACAGAUCGGUGUAUGAGCUCUCUAAAUCAUCCAGAACGCGUCAAAUCCCUUUUGAAAUUUCUUUUAAUAAAUUCAUUUUCACCUUGCAUCUCUUAAUUCAAAUUUGUUACCUAACUUAUGAUAACGGUAUAUGAGCUUUCUAAAUCAUCCACGACGCGUCGACCCCGUUUGAGCAUUGUUCACAACGCGUUGUGGUCAACAAGAACGGGGAAAAAGCGAAAAAUUAUGUCAUUUCGGUAAUUGGUCUUUCGGCAUCGUUCAGAACGCGUCGCGUUCUUUUUUUUCGCUCAAUGCUCGGGCGUAACAUCUAUUCUGUUUCUUCUUCUUUAACUGGCACCAAGGUCUUUUGAGAACUAAGGCCUUCUCAACAAUCGACUGCCUAUCCUUUCUGUGCCUCCAACGUCGAAACCCUAGCUGGAUAAAGUCCGCUACAACGUCCUCCAACCAACGAAGGUGCGGUCUUCUUCUCAGUCGCCGUCUUCUAGGAACUCCAUACAUAGUUUUGCGCGGGUAUCGAUCAGAAGACAUCCUCUCCACGUGGACCAGUCACCUAUUGACGCGCUCCCUAUUGUGUGCACUAUAUCAACCCUCACAUUCACGCUGUGAUUGAUAGUAAAUUAUAGAAACGUAACUAAAUCAGUGUAAUUAUGAAUAUUGGUGUAAUGUGAAUAUCAUCAACGAUUCCAGAAAUUUCAAUUAGAAUGUGGUGUGUUUUAAUGCUACUCUACUAUGAUAAAGUUGAUACUAAAUCUUCAAAGAAUUUUAUUGAAAAAUUCCUAAACGUUCUAAAAAGUGAUAAUUAUUAACGUUUAUCAGAGUACUUUUAUGUUUGACUUUAUUAAUACUUUGCUCAUUCUUAUUUGACCUGUUUUAUUGGACUUUAUAUUUGUAAUGAAGUUAAAUAGCUUGUUCAUGUAGUUGAAGGUUGUUUCAAUGACUCGAUGAUGAUUCUAUUAGUAAUAACUACCCACUACUAUUUGCUUGUCGGCAUCCACUCUGUAAUGUUAUCGUUUGUGUAUAUAAAUGAUAUAAUUAUUCAUUCUUUUAUGAAAUUAGUAUUCUUUCAACAAUCUUCAAUAAAUUUUUAAAAUUUUCAUUGUAGAAAACGCUUGAAGUGGAUAAAAAAUGAGUAUGAGAUCUCUCCAUAUACUAUCCUAAUGUUUCUGGCGAGGAAAAUAUUGAGAAUUUAUGAAAUUAGUAUUCUUUCAACAAUCUUUGAUAAAUUUUCAAAAGUUUCAUUCUUAUAAUCGCUUAAAGUGGCUAAAAAAUGAGUAUGAGAUCUCUCCAUAUGCUAUCCUAAUGUUUCUGGCGAGGAAAAUAUUGAGAAUUUAUGAAAUUAGUAUUCUUUCAACAAUCUUUGAUAAAUUUUCAAAAUUUUCAUUCUUAUAAUCGCUAAAGUGGCUAAAAAAUGAGUAUGAGAUCCCGCCACAUGUUAUCCUAAGGUUCCUGGCCAGGAAAAUAUUGGGAAUUUAUGAAAUUAGUAUUCUUUCAACAAUCUUCGAUAAAUUUUCAAAAUUUUCAUUGUUAUAAUCGCUUAAAGUCGAUAAAAAAUGAGUAUGAGAUUCCGCCACAUGUUAUCCUGAUGUUCCUGGCAAGGAAAAUAAUGAGAAUUUAUGAAAUUAGUACAUUUUCAUCAGUUCUUGACAAAUUUGGAGAAUUAUAAAUUCAUAUAAUAGCUUAAAGUUGUUGAAAAGCGAGUCUAAAAUUUUAUUUUCAAUUGUACGCUCAUAUUUCGAUAUUUUGUUCAAUAAUGUAACUUUUUCAUCUUGUGAAAAGUUUGCACUUCGCGGUUUCCUUUGCCUUAAAAAGAAUAUAGAUUCAGGAUACUGACGAUAUGAAUCUACGAUUUAAAGAUACAACAAAUGAACGUUUAAGUAUUAGACAUUAAAAUGUAUAACAUACGUUCAAUUUCAAUACAAUCUUCAGUUAAAGUGACAUACGACAUUAAUGUGAGGCAAUUGACGUAAAUAUUCAAAUUGUAGUUCAGUUUUCGACAAUUGACACUAGAGAAAAAGAAAAAGAAAGGUUUACUAAACCCAACUUAAUCAUAGAACAAUCAUCAACAUAACCCCUCCUUAAAUAAUUGGACCGGUUUACAAAAGAUUGGCUUACGUGUUAAUUAAUUAAUGUUUAUAUUUGCCGCGCUAAAAAUUAUCAUUAAUCUUGUCUUUCAAUGACUAAAACCAUAGAAUAUAUAGCUCCUCUGACUGACAGACCGAAGAACUAAACUAGACGCGCAUGUGCAGUUAACAAGUAUUGCCGCUCCGUUUGUACGACGUAGUAGGUUCGGUCAGGGUUCCCAACAUAGUGGUUUCUCCCCCAAAUUUAGAGGUAAAAAUGUGGGAUGAAAUGUUCAAAUAUCGAUAUAUAACAUUGUAAACAAUAAAAUAUGAUGAUAAGAACAACAUAUGAUUAUGGUUCGAUCCACACUGCAACGGAAUAGUGGAUAAUGCCCAACAUUUUAACCAUCCCCAAAAAUUUUGAAGUUAUUCAAUGUCGAUAUGUAUGAUUUAAAAAAAAAUGAUGCUAUCCAAAGGAAAUUAUUUAUUGAUUGUUUUUUUGUGAUAUUUUAUUAUUAUACUGUUAUUUACUAAAAAAUUAUUUAUUUUAUAAAUGAUAAAGGAUUUUAGGGGGAAGUUGUACUAAUUGUGGGGGUUUUUAAUUGGGUAGAUAAAUUUUUGAGAGUUGGGAACACUGCGUUCGGUUUAUGUCACUCUCGCUAUCGCACUAGUGAACAAUGGACAGUUGUGAAGGGAACUAGUUCGAGUAGUUUAUCUAUGGGAGCAUUCUUACAACAUAGUUUGUUCGCGAACUACACAAAACUAGUGUUGUCAUGUACAUAUUCUAUAAUUCUAUGAACAAGCUACAUAACUACAAUACGAAUAUGUUCAUAUCUUAAGGCACUAAUAAUUUACAGAAUGUGUCUAGAUAAAUGUUUUUUCAUAUAUAAAUAUAUAUAUAUUCUAAUUAUAAUAAAUGUAUAAUAAAAGUAUAUAGUUCGAUACCUAUAUUGCAGAAAGUUUUAAAAUAAAAAUAAAAUUUGCGAGUUGCAGUUUUCUGAUAAAAUUCUAACUCAAAAUUAAAUAAUUUUAAUUUAAAACUUAUUGUAUACUAAAGACUGUCCAAUUUUAUAAUACAAUAUUUUUCAUCUUAAUUAUUUAAAAUUUAUGGUACAUUUUACCUAAUGCAAUUAACAGUAAGUUAUGAUUUGUGAAAUAUUGUAUCAAUAAUACUAGUUUGAAAAACGGUAUUGUGACUGAAACUUGAAAUUUCUUUUAUGUUUCAGUCAAACAGUGUAUUGAAAAAUAGAAUUUAGGUUAAGUAACCGUCAUCCUAUGAGACUAUAUGGUUCCUGUAGAACUGCUUACUGCAAAUAAUGAUAAUAUAUUAGGGCAUGGCCAUCUAAAAUCGAUUAAUUGAUUACUCGAACCAAAAAAAUCGAUAUAUCGUACUGAAUAGAUUCAGUGAAUCGAUAUAUCACCUCUGAAAAUCGACCAUCAAUGGCAUGAUGAUUACUAUACAAUGGAACCUGAUAAUGGAAAUAUGGAAACUAUUUUUUUUAUAUUUUGUAUCAAUAUCUAAUAAAACGAGUGCCAAAUGGUAUGUUGGAAAAAUUUUUACAAAUUGUAACUGAAGUGUUAAUUACGUUAUAUAAUUUUGCCGUUAGUGAACCCCCUAAUUAUUGAGAGUGAUUUAAUUUAAAAAAUUAUGUUGCUAAAGUAUCAUGUGACUAUUUAUAAAAUUAAGUAGUAUUGUAAAUAUUGUAUUUUAUUUCUUAAUACAUGAAAUGCUUUUUAAAAUAAA